UUUGCUAUCGAGGGCUUGUGCAUCUGUUUCACUGUCUGAAAAACAAUGAAGACCAGCGGGUCAGCUACCGAAAACACGGUAGCAUGAACAUCACGGAAAGGGUUCGCGAGGCAAGAACUGAUAUCGACACGUUUCUGCUUUUUUGUUUUUUUAACAACCGAAUUCGCAAUCCUCACUGACCGAGUCGGGUAUAACCACCGUUCGCAAUGGGGAAGGAGGUGAACGGGGUUUCACGGAGUCGUUUUGACAUGUUUUCAAACAGCGAUGAGGCUGUCAUCAAUAAGAAGCUGCCAAAGGAACUGUUGCUACGAAUCUUCUCUUUCCUGGAUGUUGUGACACUUUGCCGUUGUGCCCAAGUCUCUCGGUCAUGGAAUGUGUUAGCUCUGGAUGGCAGUAACUGGCAGCGCAUCGACCUCUUUGACUUCCAGAGGGAUAUUGAGGGUCGUGUGGUGGAAAACAUUUCAAAACGCUGCGGAGGUUUCUUAAGAAAACUAAGUCUUAGAGGUUGUCUUGGAGUAGGAGACAGCGCACUCAGAACAUUUGCCCAGAACUGCAGGAACAUAGAGCUUCUUAGUCUCAACGGCUGUACCAAGAUCACUGACAGCACAUGUAAUAGCCUCAGUAAAUUCUGUCCCAAACUGAAACAUCUGGACUUAGCCUCCUGCACCUCAAUCACAAACCUGUCACUCAAAGCACUCAGUGAGGGUUGUCCUUUGCUGGAACAGUUGAAUAUCUCGUGGUGUGAUCAGGUGACCAAAGAUGGCGUUCAGGCUCUGGUUCGCUGCUGCCCGGGACUCAAGGGCCUGUUCCUAAAAGGCUGCACGCAGCUGGAAGAUGAAGCCCUGAAGCACAUUGGAACACAUUGUCCAGACCUGGUCACUCUUAACCUGCAAACUUGUUCACAGAUCACAGAUGAGGGUUUGAUAACCAUUUGUAGAGGUUGUCACCGCCUGCAGUCUCUGUGUGUGUCCGGCUGCGCUAACAUCACUGACGCUAUUCUCAACGCCCUGGGUCAAAACUGCCCCCGCCUCAGAAUAUUAGAAGUAGCUCGCUGUUCUCAACUCACAGAUGUAGGCUUCACCACAUUAGCAAGGAAUUGUCAUGAGCUGGAAAAGAUGGAUUUAGAAGAGUGUGUUCAGAUUACAGAUGCUACACUUAUCCAGCUGUCCAUACACUGCCCUCGUCUACAAGUUUUGAGUUUGUCUCACUGUGAGCUGAUAACCGACGACGGGAUACGGCACCUGGGCAGCGGCCCCUGUGCCCACGACCGACUGGAGGUCAUCGAGCUGGACAACUGCCCCCUCAUCACAGACGCUUCACUGGAACAUCUCAAGACCUGCCACAGCCUGGACCGCAUCGAGCUCUAUGACUGCCAACAGAUCACCCGUGCCGGCAUCAAACGGCUCCGAACUCACUUGCCCAAUAUUAAAGUCCAUGCCUACUUCGCGCCCGUGACCCCGCCCCCAUCCGUUGGUGGGAGUCGCCAAAGGUUUUGCCGCUGCUGCAUUCUGCUAUGAUGUAACGACAAACCCCACCCCCCUCCUCUGAACCCAAAACCAUCCCUAUCCUCUCAACCCACCCAAAACCUCCCAGGAGAACCUGCCGGUGGGUCACCUAUCGGAGCUCUUGAGACAGAAAGAGGGAGACAAAAGGCCUCAUUUCCCUCCAAAACACACACCCAAACACACACUGACUUGCACAUUUAGACAUGUGUUCACUUGCUUUCUUCAACACCACUACAUUCCUGGCAUCUCCCUGGCUGUGUUCAGGACAUAUUUUGGUUUAGUAAAAGUUUACAGAACUCUUAUUCACCAAUUAAUGUUUUUUUUUUUUUUCUUCAAAUAAGACGCACUCACACACAUGCACACAAGAUAAUGAGCAGUUUGCUUGUCUCUGCACUUGGGGCAAGAACGGUUUUCUCUGAAGCAGGAUUUGGAUAACUAUAAGCCAAAAGUUAAAACUGUCCAAUAGGAUUGUUCUUACUGCUAAUUGUUUUUAACAUUUGCCUUAUUGCUGUCUGAUUUGGAAAUCCUGCUGUAAUAAUGAGAAUGUAAUAUUUAUUCAUGUAUGCAAAUUUUGGUCUAUUGAGUAGAGAGAUUUGUGAUGCAAAACGAUUAUAAUUUAGUCCAGUGCUCAAUUGAGCCGAUAUAUUUAAAAUGCAUUAAUACAAAACUGAUGACCACUACCGUAGACUAAAUCACCGUGGCGACAAAUCGUCACGGUAACCACUGUCUUGUGAUAGAUCACCACUGAAAAAGCUUCAGAGGUGACCUGAGAAUUAGAAUUCAAAAACUACCUCUGCGGAGUUGCGUACUUUGAAACGUAAAUUCACUCUCCAGGUCACAGAAUCUGAACACAGCCCGGGUGACACCCACUGCAGUUACACUGCCUGUCCCAGUGCCCUUACACACGCACACACACAAACACACACACACACACAAACACACUGAUUUUAGGAUUUGUGCUGAAGUCUUUGGAGGGAGACUUUGACCUGUUCCCUUAAAAAAAUGACACCCCCACCCCAGCAAUCUUCAAGCCCCUGCAAAUAUUUAACCAACAUACGUCGGAAAUGGACAUAACACACAUAUACAGACACUCUCUCUCUCUCUCUCUCUCUCUCUUGCUCUGUCUCUCUCUUUCCUCACCAUCCCUCCCCCCUCCCCCUUUAAAUUGCAAUCAGAGGCUUGGUUGUAUCUAAAAGAGAAAGUUGACUAUUUUUCUAAAGCAUUGAACAGACUUAAUUGCAGGGGACUGGGGAAGAUGCCAAAAGAUGCAUGUUACAAAUCUAGUUUUUUUUUGUUGUUGAUUUUUUUUUGUUGUUGUUAAAUCGACAUCUAUAUAUGGAACGUGCUAUGAUGGGAGGGGCCUGGACCACGGAUGGCCAAUGAGCAGUGAGAGAGGACGGAACCCGCAUAUAGAAAAGCCUCACGCUUUUGUCUGAUGAUGACAAAACUGAACUCUGACAGGGCUCACCACACUGAGGUGUGUGUGUGUGUGUGUUUACGUACGUGAACGUGUACGUGUGCGUGUGUAUGUGUGCGUGUGAGAGAGAGAGAGAACGAGAGCAAAAACUGUCGAGGAGUGUAGCUUCACUUCAUCAGCAUGAAGUGGGCGGAUCAGAAAGUCCUUGUGGCCCAUUCAGACUGAUCAUCAUUUAGAUAAAAAAAAAACUAAAUAAACUUGUUACAGUGAAUAGUUCUGGAAUGACGGACCGGAUCAUAAAGGGUGGGGGGGAAAAAAAACAAAAAACAGCUGAUCCUGAAAACAAUCAAAGUGUUGUCGUUUUUCUCAGUUUUUUUUCUUUCUUUCUUUCAGUUCUGGUUAGGUACGUUCUGAUUUGUUAUACU
This is a messenger RNA of Chanos chanos (milkfish), 3347 nucleotides long. RefSeq names its product F-box and leucine-rich repeat protein 20 (gene fbxl20). Gene Ontology annotation, biological process: SCF-dependent proteasomal ubiquitin-dependent protein catabolic process. NCBI's taxonomy places the organism in Eukaryota, Metazoa, Chordata, Actinopteri, Gonorynchiformes, Chanidae. Gene Ontology annotation, cellular component: SCF ubiquitin ligase complex; cytoplasm. The record is from RefSeq and is a predicted model, not a curated record. Bases 207 to 1517 code for a protein of 436 amino acids. The transcript has 15 exons. Gene Ontology annotation, molecular function: protein binding.